This is a messenger RNA of Penicillium soppii, 501 nucleotides long. Its product is annotated as DUF4149 domain-containing protein. The record is from RefSeq and is a predicted model, not a curated record. The transcript is spliced from 3 exons. Bases 1 to 501 code for a protein of 166 amino acids. Lineage: Eukaryota; Fungi; Ascomycota; Eurotiomycetes; Eurotiales; Aspergillaceae.
AUGGAUAAAUUUUUGAAGGCGGCGGGAAACCUCCUGCCAUAUCAUCUUCUCGCCUAUGGCACCCUUCUCGGAACAGAGCUCUACCAGGCAAGAAACCUCUCAAUCGUUCAACAGAUGAGCUUCGUCAACACAAAGAUCUGUUACAAAGCUCUUCCCAUGAAGGAAUUCAUCAUACUCCAAAAGCGUCUGUUUCCAGUAUAUUUCGGGGCCCAAGUUGGACUCACAGCGCUCACGGCCGCGACAUAUCAGCCCUAUAGCAUUUUUUCACUGAUCAAAGAUCCGUGGAGCGCAGCUCCUCUUGCCGUUAUCGCCUUGACGGGCUGUUUGAAUUGGUUCCUCUACGGACCACGGACUACUACUGCCUCUUUAGCCCAUCGAGCCAAUCGCAAUUUCGCGCAUAAUCAUGCAAUGGUGAUUCAUUUCAAUGCAAUUGCAAUGUUAGCGACUAUCUUCUAUGGAUUUUCGCUGUCUGCUAGGCUUUUAGAAGGGCCAAAUAUGUAG